GGGGAAGCGCUCUCCAGCAGUGUCAGUCUGGAGCUCGAAACAGCGUUGACAUUUAGCUUCCUAUCAAAUGGCAAAUAGUAUUGCAACUGUUUUUGAAAGUCUGAAAGUCGAAAUAGAGUCCCCGUGUUGUUAGUGAUAUUGCUAAUAUUUUAGUGCACCUAUAAGGAAACGGGUGGUAAAAUUGAUUGCAAUAAUGUAUCCUGGGAAAGUUUGGGACAGGAGAGAAGGUGAAAAAAAGUUACACACUGAACUCCCAGAAGUCUCCAUCAUCUUCAAGUUACGAUGUCAACAAAUACUGACCUUGCAGAGGGCAGAGCUCUGGCUAAGUAAGGACCUCUCCAUGUGGUGUCCUCACACAGCCUCUCCAGCAUGACAGCCUCAGGAUAGCUGGUCUUAUUAUAUGGCAAGUGGUCCAAGAACGAGUGUUGCAAGAGACCCGUGCAGAAGCUGAAUAGCUUCUUCUUUAUUACCCAACUCUGAGAAUCUGAGAACACCACUUCUACCACAUUUUAUUGGUUAAGCAAGUCACUAAGGCCAGCCCAUAUCCAAGCCGCAUAGAGGGGAGACGGUAGUUCCAGGAUGCAUCAACCUUGACAAUCAACAACUUCCACCCCAGUGCUACUGCUGCAACUCCUCUUCAUGGUAUUCCCCAACACCGACCCUCCUUCUCACUAGAAGAAGCCUUCUCUAAGGGUAGAAAAUGAUGAUACGUUUUUCUCGUCGUCAUUCAGUGGCAUCUCUGUUCUGCCAAUAUUUUUUGAAGGCUGAACAUAAAUAUCAUUUAGUGUUUCCAAAAAGCACCUGCUCAGAGUGUCAGAGUACAAAUUUAGAAACCUAUAGAGAGCCAGAGGGUCAUCAUUUCACGAACUGAUUUGUUACAAAUUUCUCAAGUGAAACUACGUUGCCUGGAAGACCUCUUGACAUAAACAAUACAAAGGAUGUCAAACUUGGGACAAUUUGACUCUGAUUUUUACCAAUCUAAUUAUACUAUUGAUAAUCAGGACCAGAGUUCUGAAGAUUCUAAUGCCUAUGGAAAUCUUUAUGGAUCUAGACAACAGCAAGCCAGUGAGCAACCCCAGGCUGCCUUUGUCCCACAAGAGAUGCUCAUGUCAUCGGGUUACGAGGGACAAUUUUUUCAGCCAGCAUCCAACCCGGAUUAUUAUUCACAAUCUUCUUACAUUGACAGUUUUGAUGAAGAGCCUCCUUUGCUAGAAGAUAAGUUAAGGGAAUGCUAUUAAUGUGUGUACAGCUAGAAGAAUAAUAGCAAUAAUCAGCACAUAAUGUGCACUGUCAGCAUGCUGUAUACUGUGUUUUAUGUGUGAUUAUCCCAUGUUUAAACAAGAGUCUGCCAAACAAAGGUGCUUAAACCGUUAAAAGUUUGUCUCGUGUGUGUGUGGAGGGGGGGUGAACUGGAAGUAGAUCUGUACUAUUGCCACACUAUUACUGCUGUUAUUAAAUGUUUCUUCAGUGUGUUAGAGUGCAGACUCCCUUACCAUGUGUAGACAAUAGUGAACAUGUCUUUUACCAGAGUGGUUAUAGCAAUGACCCUUUCCACCCCAGUUAACUUGUAUCUUCUGCUAUGAUGCCUGGGAGCCAAGGGGGUAGUUUCUCAAUAUUCUUUUAUUGUCAUGGAUACAACCCAUUUUUCUUCUUUCCUGGGUCAUAUGAGUCCCCUCAUCUCAGCUAGGUAUGGCUAAGUGGGGAGGAAUAGGAUUCCAGUAAAUAGCACUGUUCAUGGCAGGAAACCAGUGGACCCUUGCAGUUGAAGGUCUCAGGGAUUUCAAGGGAUGUUCCAGCCAUUGAUUUUUUUUUUUUUUUGGUUCAGCCACACUACAUCUGCUGCUUUUUGCUCUUGAAGAAAAUCAACAUAUGCUAGAAGCAUAGAGGCUAGAAAACUGAAACUCAAGUAGAUUUAAAUUUAACCACAGGGAAAUACUAAUAGGUUAACUAUUAUGCUCUGACCCCUUUAUAUGUAGUCAAGUGAAAAGGGAUAGAUUAAAAUUCCCAAUAUUUUACAUCAAAAGAUAAGUGUUUGUCUCGUAUAAACACAGCCAACCACUUGGCAUUAAAGCAUUCCCUCUUUGUCUUCAAAAUUCAAAAAGGGUGAAAGAUUUAAACCACUUAGAAAAGCAUAGGGGCACAUAGGUGGCUCAGUCAGUUGGGCAUCUGACUUCUUCCACUCAGGUCAUGGUCUCGUGGUUCAUGGGUUCAGGCCCUGCGUUGGGCUCUAUGCUGACAGCUCAGAACCUGGAGCCUGCUUUAGAUUCUGUUUCUCCCUCUCGCUCUGCCCCUACCCCACUCGCCUCUGUCUCUCUCUCUCAAAAUUAAACAUUAAAAUAAGAAGUUUUAAAAGAAAAGCACAGAAAAUUAUGUAAUAGUUUUGUUGGCUCUUUAGAAGCCAGUUAGAUUUGGGAAUCAGUUAUGUUUAACCAAUUCAUUCUAGUUUGCCUCUGAAAUAGUAAUCAACACAUGAAAGUUAUAAGCUAUCCUCAUUACACAUUUUCUUUGAUUCCACCAACAUAUCUACUUAAAAAAAAAAACUAUCAGUUGUGUUGUUAUAAAAGUUAUCUAUAUUCAACAUAGAAAUUUUAAAAAUACAGAAACAUAUGAAUAAAAUUAUGAGAACCACCUAAAAUUUUGUCUGUAUGACAUAACUACCAUUAAUGAUUUGAUGUAUUUUCUUCCAGCCUUUAUUCUAUUUUUCUGAGUGUGUGUGUGUGUGUAUAAUGCAUUUAUGUAUGGGGCGCCUGGAUGGCUCAGUCAGUAAAACGUCCAACUUCGGCUGGGGUCAUGAUCUCACGGCUUGUGAG
Felis catus (domestic cat) is the source of this 2810-nucleotide messenger RNA. It is a transcript of the gene YIPF7, whose product is annotated as Yip1 domain family member 7. Lineage: Eukaryota; Metazoa; Chordata; Mammalia; Carnivora; Felidae. The coding region runs from base 939 to 1238 and encodes 99 amino acids. Gene Ontology annotation, biological process: endoplasmic reticulum to Golgi vesicle-mediated transport; vesicle fusion with Golgi apparatus. Gene Ontology annotation, cellular component: membrane; trans-Golgi network. The transcript is spliced from 7 exons. The record is from RefSeq and is a predicted model, not a curated record.